This is a messenger RNA of Laetiporus sulphureus 93-53, 2326 nucleotides long. Its product is annotated as WD40 repeat-like protein. The transcript is spliced from 11 exons. Gene Ontology annotation, cellular component: GID complex. The record is from RefSeq and is a predicted model, not a curated record. Gene Ontology annotation, biological process: proteasome-mediated ubiquitin-dependent protein catabolic process. The coding region runs from base 91 to 2103 and encodes 670 amino acids. Gene Ontology annotation, molecular function: protein binding. NCBI's taxonomy places the organism in Eukaryota, Fungi, Basidiomycota, Agaricomycetes, Polyporales, Laetiporaceae.
AGUUCCUCCGCGGAUACAUCGCUUACUGCCAUUGAACACGCACUACUAGUUACAGAUUCAUAUCCAUCUCUCCUCCCUGACGCUGCCAACAUGAGACUUUCCGAUACCAGCCCAGCGUCGAUAUCGCCUUCUCUUUUAGACGAAGCAUCCGAAGCGGGUCCGUCGUCUGCGGUAGCGUCUUUCAAUGGUAAUGGGACUCUCAAGAGCAACGGAUUCACCAAUGGCUAUUCGAACGGUUCUCCCAGGACAUCAUUUACGGACGGAGGGGGCGGACGUAGGUCAGACAGGCGUACGUCAACCAUCGCGAGAGUGACGCCGCCCGGGUCGACGCUUUAUGACGAUUCAUAUGUCGAUCGAGAGGAGUUUGUCAGAUUGGUCAUACAAAGUUUGCGGGAUGUCGGCUACAUUGAGUCAGCGGCCACCUUGGAAGCGGAAUCCGGUUAUAUUAUGGAGAGCCCCGAAGUAGCGGAGUUCCGCAGGUGUAUUUUGGGAGCCGAUUGGAAUAGUGCGGAAGCAGCUUUGUCGAAUCUGGGGGUGGAAGAUGAAGAAAGGCUAUGGUUCCUCAUCAGCCAACAGAAGUAUCUAGAGCUUCUGGAAGCGGGUAGAACAACUGCAGCACUUUCAGUGCUCCGCAACGAGCUCGCUCCCUUGAAUAUCGAUCCAGAACAACUACACUCAUUGUCGAGUCUUAUGAUGUGCUCUGAUCCGGAUGACCUCCGACAACGAGCAGAGUGGGAUGGGGCAUCAGGUAACUCACGGAGGCGGUUACUCAUGAACCUGCAGCAUAAUAUUUCGUCAUCUGUAAUGAUCCCUCAACGGCGAUUCGCAACGCUCCUAGAUCAAGUACGAAUCUGGCAACAAAGCCAAUGUCUUUAUCACAAUGCCCCAGUCAACGCACGGACCUUUUCACUCUAUAUCGACCAUGUCUGCGACAAGAGCACAUUUCCUCGCGUAACAACAGCUAUCUUGGAGGUGCACACGGAUGAGGUGUGGAACCUCGAAUGGAGCCACAGUGGCAGAUAUCUUGCUAGUGCCAGCAAAGAUAAGUCGGCGAUCAUCUGGCGGGUAGAGUUUGACAAAGAUCCUCUCAAACGAGAUAUAUCCCCGCAUCUCAUCCUUCGCGAUCACCCAUAUCCUGUAGGAUGCGUAGCAUGGUCGCCGGACGAUUCCAUCCUUCUCACCGCCGCCGAGCAGCAUAUAAAGUUAUGGAACACACAAACUGGUGUCUGCAUACGAAGCCUCAGCGCACACCAAGAUGUAGUGACUGCAUUAGCAUGGUUGCCGGAUGGGUCAGGUUUCUUCUCCGGUGGUCUAGAUCGCAAGAUUAUUCUAUGGGAUCCCGACGGGAAGCAGCGUGAUACUUGGGGUCAAAGUCCCAUCCGAGUGACGGAUCUCACCGUCGCCCCCGACUUUACACGUUUGGUUGCUGUGGGGAUGUACGGUGUCCCUACGCCUCCAUCUGAAACGGGUUUACCGCCUCCGGAGGGCGGCAACUCACCGCCCGUGCCUCGUCUGGAAACCCGGAUCGUCGUCUAUGACCUAACAACGAAACAGCUCGAGGCGUUCAUACCCAUGAAUGAAGAGUUGUCAAGUGUGAGGAUCUCGGAUGAUUCGCGGUAUGCGUUGAUCAGUUGUGCGUCUAGCGCGGAGUCUCCAUGUAUCCAACUGUGGGACCUUUAUACAGAGCAGGUGGUGCGCAGAUACACAGGCCACAAGCAGCUCCGACACGUAAUCAGGAGUCGUUUCGGUGGUAUUGACGGCACGUUCAUCGUAAGCGGCAGCGAAGAUGCGCAAGUGUAUGUCUGGCAUCGUGAAACAGAGACGUUGCUCGAAGUGCUCUCUGGACACGGCCCUGGCAGUGUUAACUCGGUCGCGUGGAAUCCUCGCAAUGAGAAGAUGUUCGCCUCGUGUUCCGAUGACCAUACAAUACGCAUUUGGGAAGCGCUGCCCACGGACGCGCUAGGCGUUUCGUCGAAUGCUGCUGAAUCGCAAGAGCAAGAGCUAAACGGCAAGGGCAAGGGCAAGAGCCGGGAACGGUGGGACGGCAACGGAGUGACUGAGGGGUAUGGACCUGGAACAUCGUCUACAGCAUCGAUGCUGUGAGGGCUCGCGCGGCUAGGUAGCUAGUUCUGUAAGCCACCUCACUUACGUAUGGAAUAAUUUCUUCGCUCAGUCGCUCACAUGACAUGAUGUUUUCAUAUAUUCAAGUGUACAUUCACAACGUUGACCAUUUUGCAUACGAGAUCUGUAGUCACAUAUAGACUGUACAAUCAUUCAGUAAUCUAUCAUGUUGAUGUCGUUGGCCUGGGAGUCACGGAAAGUCCUC